AUUUAUGUCACACUCUGACACAGAAAUUCUUGAAGUUCUUGAACGAUUGAUGUUAAUCAACCGCAACAUUUGAGAUUAUAUUAGAGAAAUAAACGAAUAUUCGAAUUGUACACUCUUAAUGAGCAAGACAACUGCACAAUAUUUACCCUAAACACAGCAUAAAAUAAUUCUGAAUCGCGGACAGGUGUGCGAUAAUAGUAAACAAAGUAGAAACCAACAUGCACGAUGUUGGAAGGUCUAGUUGCUUGGGUCUUGAACAAUUAUCUUGGGAAAUACGUGGAGAACUUGAAUACAGACCAAUUGAGUAUCGCUCUACUUUCUGGCAAAGUAGAGUUGGAAAAUCUUCCUCUGAAGAAAGAUGCUCUGCGUCACUUGGGUCUACCUGUGGAAGUCAAGGCUGGCUUCAUUGGGAAGGUACAGCUUCAGAUUCCAGUCCGUCAGAUACGCUCAGCACCAUGGGUUAUUGCAAUAGAAAAACUUUAUUUGGUAGCAGCUCCUGUUAACCUUGAUGAAUGGGAUAGUGAAGCAGAGGCUCAUCAUGCACAUGAACGUAAAGUAGCCCUUCUAGACGCCCUGGAGGCUCAGUGGCGCGCCGAACACGAGGCCUCCGACGCUGGGUACUACGCCACCUCGUACUCCUCGUGGCUCAGCUAUGGAACAGGACUUCUUGCAAAUAUUGUUGAAAAUUUACAGUUGAAGAUAAUCGAUGUACACCUUCGAUACGAAGACACAGUCACCUGCGGACGCGCUUUCGCAUGCGGGCUGACUGCGCAGUCGCUGGCGGCCGAGAGCUGCGACGCCAGCUGGAAGAAAUGGUUCUCGCUGCUCCCCGACCCCGAGGGUCGCUCGCACAAGCUGCUGGAGCUGCAGCAACUGGCGCUCUACUGGGAUCCCAUCAGUACGCCGUCCGCUAUGCUUGCCGAACUUGGUAUAGCUGAACUUACGGAGCGCAUGCGCGAGACGUGGCGCGCGGGGCACGCGUACGUGCUGGCGCCCACGUCGGCGCGCGCCCGCGUGUGCCGCGAGCGCACGGAGCAGCCGCUGCGCUGCCGGGAGCGCCCGCGGCUCGCCUGCCAGCUCACCCUCGACACGGUGCUGCUCAACCUCACCUCGCGGCAGUACAGCGAGGCAGUCGGUUGCGCACUAGGGCUGGAGCGUAUCGGGCGCGUGCGAGAGUUCCGCGCUCUCCGACCCUCCGUUCCAGUCAAGGGACACGUCAGAGACUGGUGGAUCUAUGCACUCUCCUGUCACAUGCCACAUAAUAGAUGGCGGCACCCGCGGCCCAGCUGGGCGGCGUGCGCCGGGCGGGCCCGCGCCGCGUGCGCGUACGUGCGCGUGUGCCUGCAGCUCGUGACGUCACCGGCCGCCGCGCUGCCGCCCGCCGACAAGGCCGCCAAGGACGACUUCGAGUGGAACACUCCGCUGCACGUACUCAAGCCGCUUCGGGAGAUAGCCAUGCGGAGCGUUCCGAAAACGACCCCUGUUUCCAGUCCAGACAGACCAUCAUCAGGACGCAGCAUGUUGGUGCAUUGGUUCCCGCAGUGGUGGGGCUGGUACAGCUCUCCCGCAGUCUCCACGGAUACCACCACCACACCCGUCACGGCACCUUCAACCCCCACUCCUUCCACCCCUACCCCUAUCCCCGCUCCUACAUCGGCCCCCGCAGAGCUGGAAGAGGAGAUACUUGACGUAAUAGCGGACUCGCUCGAGAACAACACUCUACUGAAGAAAGAUAUGGUAUUCGGGAAGUUUGAUUUCGUGUUGAACAAAGGAUCUUUUAAUUUGUUAAUGGACAGUGAAGACGGAGAGGAGAGCGGCGUGGAGCUGGAGUUCGUGUGCGUGCGCGUGCAGACGGAGUGGAGGCCGCGGGGGGGCGCCGCGGGGGUGCACGUGUCCCUGGGGAGCCUGUGUCUCACGGAGCGGAUCACGCCCGGGACGCUGUUCCCCGUCGUCUGUGCGCCUCAGGGUGUGAUCCGCUCGGGACUGAGUUCCCUGGGGGGGGCUAGUGCGGGGUACGCGGGGAGCGGGGCGUCGUGGUGCCGCGCGCACGCGGCCCCCGCGCCCCCCGCGCCCCCCGCACACAGCGAGCCACUCUUCCAACUGGCGUAUGAAAAGAAACCGAUCGGACUCAACUGCGAUUACAAGUUGUGGGUGAAGUCGGCGUCGCUGGAGGUGGUGUACUGCGAGGCGCUGGCUCGCUGGGCGCAGCGCUUCGCCCGGCGCGGCUGGGACGCCCGGCUGGCGCUGGACUCCACGCGGGCCACGCUCAUCAACCACUUCGAGCACAUGGUCCACGCGCAUUCCUCGGAGCGCAGUUCCUGGCACGUGGAACUAGACAUCUGGGCUCCUCAAAUCCUGCUGGUGGAGCAGCUCUGCUCGCGGGACUCCGCCCUCCUGCUCGUGGACUUCGGUCGUCUGAGACUGGCUAAUGCCAACCAAGACCUCACACAUCAUGCACCUGCUGAUGAUGAAGAGAUGUUCAUGACGCCGUGCUCGACCCCCCCGGGCAGCCUGUUGUCCCCCGCGUCCCCCGAGCCGCCCGCGCCCCCCGGCCACCGCCCCCCCGACCCCUCCGCGCUGCACCCCGACACGCUGCACGACAGUAUCUACGACAGGUACAAAAUAGAACUGAGUGAGCUGCAGAUACUAGUGGGUCGAGUGCGGGACAACUGGAAGUACGCGCACACCAAGACCACCUCCUCGCUGCACCUGCUGGACCGGUUCAGCAUAUCUCUGCAGGCGGAGCGGCGCGUGCUGGAGACCAGCGACCCCGUGUACCCGCGCGCCGCGCUGUGCGGCUCGCUGCCGGCCCUCGUGGCGCACCUCACCGAGCACAAGCUGUGCGCGCUGCGGGCUGUGCUGGCGCCGCUCAGAUCGGAAGAUGCGCCAGCUCCUCAGGCGAGUCCGGCGACAGAGGACGACGACGAAGCCAGCGUCAGAUCAGAAACCGACCGCUCCGAGAGCUCCUCACACAACAACUCCACUAUCUUCAUGCUGCAGUUUGCUGUGGAUCAGAUGUCGCUGGAGGUCCAGUCCCGCGGGCGCAGCAUAGCCGAGGUGCAGGUCUGCGGGGUGAAGAUGGCCGCCACGGCCAGGCCGCGCGACGUGAGCUUCUCGCUGUCUGUGCACUCCCUGCUGCUGGUGGACGCCCUCCAGACCUACGGGCCGGAUUUCGAGCUGCUCGUGGCCAGCCACAAGCACGUGGGGAUGGACACGGCGUCGGGCAGCAUCCGCGGCUCGGAGCCCACGUCCCCCACGUCGCCCACCUCCCCCACCUCCCCCGCGUCCCCCGCGCGCGCCCCCCGCCCCGCGCUCGCCCUGGCGCACCCGCACGUGCUGCACCACGCGCUGCACUCGCUCACCGCGGCUAGGGGCACCGAUGAACUGGACCGAGCUAGCCCAGCACCGAGCUGGCUGACAGGCGACAAUGGAAACUUCAACAACUGCGGCUUCGGACCUAUUUGGAGUACCACUGAGAGCUUUGGAGAGAGUAACGGUUGGGGCAACUGGCCCGGCUCCGGUAAUGCUGAGAACUCUUGGGGGAACACGAGUUCCGCUUGGGGGGCCACCGGCCUCGGGUGGGGUGCUGCCGGACUGGUGGAUGAUGAAGCACUUAUCGCUGUCGACUUGUGCUUGGUUAAAGGCGAAGGGGAUUCUGAAGACUUGAGAAUCGCCAACAUUUUGUUCAAUAAUUUGGACAUUAUUGCUAAUCAAGAAACUAUAGUCGAGUUAAUCGGGUUUGCUCAGCGUGUGAUGGGUCCCAAGACCAGCAAGACGCAAGGGGAUGUCGACGAAACCCGACCGGAGCCCGCCGCCGCGCACGCCAGCCCUCCGCCCGACGACGCGCCCAAGAGAGAAGUGCGCACAGAGAUAACGUUUGACUUCCACCGGCUGGGCGUGCUGCUGCUGCGCGCCGCCCUGCACGACGGCGCCGUGGUGGCCAGGAAGAUAGCCACCGCCACUCUCAGCGAGGCCAAGAUACAAGCCACUUUAGACGCGAGCCGCGUGUCCGUGGGCGGGUCCCUGGGCGGCGUGCAGGUGGUGUCGCUGUGCGAGCGCAGCGUGCACGCGCGCGUGCUGUCCGCCGGCCGCGCCCCCCCGCCGCCCGCCGCGCCCGCGCCCCCCGCGCCGCCCGCCCGCGCGCUGCUGUUCGACGUGGAGCGGUCGCUGGGCCCGCGAGCCGCCGACACGACAGUGGUGGAGGUGCGCGUGAGCGUGCAGGUGGCGCGGGUGUGGUACACGCACUCCAACGCGCUGCUGCUGGAGCUGAGGUCGUGCCUCACGGAGUUCAAGCAGUACCUGUCCAACCUGGCGCGCUCCAUCCGAGCCGCCGCCGCCGACAUGGCCAUAGGACUCGUGCACCCGAGAGGGGAGUCGUUGUAUUCCAACCCGAAGCUGUCCCAGUCGACGGAGGGCGUGUCUCCGAGACGGCGCACCGCCAGCACCGGCACCUCGCUGGACGAGCCCCCAGACCUCACGUCCGACAGCGUCGUGCUGAGCGUGAGCGUGGAGCUGGAGUCGCCGGUGGUGGUGGUGCCGGUGUCGGCGGAGAGCAGCGCGGUGCUGGUGGCGCACCUGGGCCGGAUGAGCCUCGCCAACCGGCCCGGCCCGCCCGCGCACACCGCCUACACCGUGCGCCUGCGAGACAUCGCCCUGGCCACGCUGGACGUGGCCGAGAAGCUGAAGCACCGGCCGCUGACCGCCGAGAGCAUGGAGGACACGUACGACGUGUCGGCCGGCAAGCCCGUGCUGCACGACACCGCGCUGCAGCUGACCCUGGACUACUGCGACAAGGAGCUCGACGGGGAAGUCGUCUACCAGUGUGAAGUGACCGGGAAAAUAGUGGAGGGGCUGCAGCUGUCCGCCUGUCGCGAGCAGUACGAGCAGCUGCUGCAGGCGCUGUCCUCCGCGGCCGGGCCCCCCGCGCCGCCCCCCGCGCCGCCCCCCGCGCCCUCGCACCAGCCCCCCGCGCACGGACUGCACGACGGCGGGUCGGUGGUGGAGGGCGCGGUCCCUACGCUGCGGCUGGACCCCGCGGUGCGCGCGGCGGUGCUGGCCGUGCCGCGCCCCGCCAGCGCGCCGCCCGCACCGCACUUCAUCCCGCUCAUCGUCCGCGCGGAGGUGCCGGCGCUGAGCGUGCGGCUGCGCGCCGACGUGGGGGAGGGGGAGCGCAGCCUGGUGGAGCUGUCCGUGCAGCAGCUCGCGCUGCACUACCGCCGCGCGCGCCCGCACCACACCGCGCUGCAGGUCCGCCUGCAAGGUGUCCGCAUGGAGGACUUGGUAGCGGGGCGGGACCCGAGGCAUCGCCUGCUGUUGCAGUCACACGUGGGACGCGCGCCCCCCGGCCCCCGCACGCGCGCCCGCUCCGUGCCCCCCGCGCCCGCCCCGCCCCGCACGCCGCGCGCCCCGCGCCCCCGCUCGCUGUCCCCGGGGACCACGCUCGACCAGUCCCCGGAAAAAGACAAGGCAAAGAAGCAGGAAAAUAAAUGUGGAGCCACGCCUCCUUGUUCGCCCGAAGGAGAGGGAGAUACAGAAGACGACGCGCAGUUUGACGACUCUCCGUCGUCCGACGACGACAACCUGGUCUGCGUGUCCGUGCACACCACGGACCCCGAGCAUCCAGAGUUCGAAACCAAAUAUCAGAAGGUAUCUAAGCUGACAACGGUGGAAUUCAACAGUCUCAACCUGGUCAUCAACAUCGACAGUUGGGUGGCCGUCCUCGACUUCUUCGGCAUCGCGGGAGACGACGACCCGCCGCCGGGGCCGCCACAGGACGACCCGCAGACCGUGGAGUCGGAGAGCGCGGCGGGCACGGUCUCACAGACGGACGUGUCCGUGAGGUCGCUGUCCGUGGUGGUGGUGGGGGGGCGCGGGGAGACGUGUCGUGCGCUGCUGUGCCGCGUGAGGCUGCAGGCCACCGCCACCGGCCUCACGCGCCAGCUGCGGGGGCGCCUCGCCGCGCUCUGUCUGCAGGACCUCACGCCUCAUGCGCCGCUCUGGAGGAAUCGGCUGCGGACCCACGCCACGCCGGCCCUCUCCUUCCACUACCGCAGGCUGAGCGGCGCGGAGGCUGCGCAGGCGGGCCACGACUCCAGCCUCAGCGUGGAGCUGGGCGCGGUCACGUACGUGCACACCAAGAGGUUCGUGCACGAGCUGCAGACCUUCGCCGCAGAGUUCAGUCUGUUGCGCCGCGUCAUCAUGCAGGCCAGGCUUAAGGUGUCCCCCCCCGAGCGGCGGGACCGCGCGGCGCGGGUGCGGGUGCGGCUGCGCGCGGCGGCGCCCACCAUCGUGGUGCCGGUGUCCGGGCGCAGCGCCCGCGCGCUCACCGCCCGCCUGGACGCGCUGGAGCUGGACACCGCCUUCCGCCGCGCCGGCCAGCCCGGCACCGUGUCCGCGCUCCGGGACGCCGACGCCAGUGAGCGCGAGCUGCUGGAGGUGCGCACCGUGAAGCUGGAGGGGCUGUCGCUGCGGUGCGGCCGCGGGCCCCAGCUGCUGCAGGCGCCGGCGCAGCUGCUGCUCUGCAUCGAACGGAACCUCGACCCCACACACAACGUGGCGGACAUGACCAUCCAGGGCACCCUGGCGACGCUGGUGUGCUCGGUGGACGCGGCGCAGUACGGCGUGGUGCGCGGCGUGCUGGACCACAACCUGGGGGACACCCUGCCGCCCGCGCCCGCCGCGCCCUCCCCGCCGCCCCACCAGCAGGUGUGGACCACGUUGUCCAUAAGGCUGGAGCUGCUCGACGUGACCGUGCGCCUGGAGCCCGAGCACGGCGUGACGUCGCUGGCCUGCAUCAAUUUCAUCAAAUCGCGUCUGCUCGUCGAGAUAUAUUCCGACCUCAGCCAGGACAUCGACUUAGUGUCGCAGGAGAUCCUGGUGAGCGACACGCGCUUCGCGGCCGAGCCCGCCAACCGGCGCGCCAACGUGUUCGCGCGCAUCGUGCAGCCCAUGCCGGAGCACCCGCACAGCGUGCAGGCCGAGGUGCACGCCAGGAAGCGGCAGGACUCCUCGGCGUACACCAUCCUGAUCAACAACAUGCGCCUCAUGGCCAUCCUGGACUGGUGGGAGGCGGCCGGCAACUUCAUCCUGCAACCGCCGCCCCCGUCAGCAGACGCAGGCCAACCCAACAUCGAGGAGUCGUCCCACGCGCGCGGCUCGAGCGCGGCGCCGCACGACGAGCCGCGCCUGGAGCUGAAGCUGAACGUCACGGACUCGCAGCUCGUGCUCGUCGAGGACGCGUCCCUCUGGGACACCAACGCCGUCAUACUGCGGAGCACGACCGUGCUGCGCUACGCGGGCGGCAGCUCCGUGCCGGUGUCGUGCUCGCUGUCGGAGCUGGAGGUGUUCUCGUGCGUGCUGGGGCUCGAGGAGGAGACGGCGCUGUCCAUCAUCGACCCGGCCGCCGUGCAACUCACGCUCCACGCCGACCGGACCCUGCACGUACAAAUGGGCACGUUGAACCUGCGACUCUCGUACCACGACAUGCGCAUGUUCGCCUCCAUGUUGCAGUCGCUACCGGUCCAAGUGCGGGCCGCUCUGUCGGGUAAAGCAGAGGAGCCGCUGAAGAAGGAGGACGUCCCCGCGAACAGCGUGUACAUGCGCGCGCCGCCCGCCUGGCCCGCGCCGCUCGCCCGCGCGCACCCCCCGCACGCCCGCGCGCACCCCCCGCUGGCCCGCACGCGCCCGCCCCCCGCGAGCCCGCCCAGCGCCGUGUGGCCGCUCGCUGCGGUGCAGGUGACGGCGGACUGCGUCGCGCUGUGCGUCAUCGACGACUGCCUGGACUCCGACGUGCCCCUCCUGGAACUGUCCCUCUCCGAGCUGCAGGUGGAGCAGGAUCUCCGCAAGGCGCCCGGCUCGCUGGAGGACCCGGUGCUGGUGUCGAGCCCGGCCAGCCCGGUGCGGGGGGGCGCGGGAGGGGGCAGGCUCGCCGCCGGACUCGCUGUGGACUACUACAACCGGACGCUGUCCAGUUGGGAGCCCAUGGUCGAACCUUGGAGGUUCGAGAGUCGAUGGGAGACGAGUUUGACGAGCGAACUGUCCCUGUCCCGGGCCCAGGUGCACGUGACGUCAGCGGAGACGCUCAACUUGAACGUGACGUCAGCGCUGGUCGAGCUGUUGAUGCUCGUACGGGCCAACUGGACCGCCGACUACUACGCGCCGCACGCACAGUCCGGAGCGACGGAGCAGUCACCGAAAAGCAGCCCGGCCGGCCACAGGCGACGGUCACCGUUCGUGCCCUACGCUCUACGGAACCACACCGGUCACAAGCUGUGGUUCACGACGCUGCUGACCACCGUGGACGAGAUGAGGCCCACGGGCCGCGGCGACGGGUGCGGGCCGGACGACACGUGGAUGUUGGUGCGGGCGCAGCACACGGAGCCGUUCUCGUUCGGCGGGCGGCGGGCGCGGCGGCGGCCCGUGGCGGCGCUGCACCGCUGGACCGUGCUGCUGCGGCUGGACGGCUGGGACCCCCCCGACCCCGUCUGCGUGGACCGCGUCGGCCUGUACUUCCGGACCCUCACGCACACGAAAACCGGCGCAGAGGCUCGCAUCGUGUUCGAAGUGUCGUUAGAAGGAUCAGCCAGGAAGCUGGUGACGGUGCGCUCGGCGCUGCAGCUGGUGAACAAACUGCCUCACCCAGUCGAAGUCAGGAUGGACCACGCGCCCUCCACUGCGCAGUGGGUGGGGGGUGGCGUGCGCAGCGCCCGGGUGUCGCCGGGGGACUCGUGGGCGGCGCCGUUGGAGGCGGAGGGGGGCGCACUGUGGACGCGUCCCCUGCCCCCCGCCCCGACGCCCGCGCACCCCUACUCUCCCACCGCCAUACACUGGAAGGACGCCUCGCCUUCCAAGCCCUUAUUGCACUACUCCUGCACCGCGCCGCCCGAUCACGUCUACAGGUUUUGCUGUGUGAUGAUACGGGAGCGGUUCCCACCGGACCGCGGCCCUCCCAUCGCGGGCCACACGCUGACCCUGGUCCCAGCGCUGCGCCUGGAGAACCUGCUGCCUCUGGAGCUGCAGUAUCGGUCUGUUAACAAAGCGGGCCUCGUCGUGCACGGCUCCGUCGCGCCCGGAGACACCAAGCCAUUUCAUCAGGUCAACGUUGAAGAAGGCGUAGAACUGAGCAUCAAACUGGAAGGGUUCGGUUGGUCCACUUCCGUCGUGGUGGGGGGUCCGGGGGGUGCCGGGGGUGCCGCGGGAACACCGGCCUCCUUCAGCGCCAAGAUCAAGCUCAGGGACACCCGUUCUCGGCGACUCUACCUUAACGCUCGGGUCACCGUCAAGAAGACUGAUGGGAUGAAAGUGUCUGUGUCGGCCGCGUACUGGCUGGUGAACCGCACCGGUCUGCCGCUCGUGUACCGCGCUGAGGGCAGUGCGGCAGACGCGGCAGGACAGUUCGCGGAGCACGAGUUGGCGCGGGUCGUGGCGCCUCUGCUCUUCUCCUUUGCCGAGCCUGAUGCCAGGCCCACGCUCUGUGCGAGGCUGGGUCGUGGACUCCCUGGGAAUCCGGAGUGGUGCUCACCGUUCGGGCUGGGCCCCGGCGUGAGCGUGAAGCGGCUGGAGGUGCGCGGGGAGGGCGAGGGCGGGGGCGGGGAGCGGGUGUACGCGGUGGGCGUGUCCGUGCGCGCGGGCCGCGGCCGCUACCGCCGCACCAACAUCGUCACGCUGGCGCCGCGCUACCAGCUGCACAACAACACCACGCGCACGCUGCAGUUCGCGCAGGCCUGCGCCGCCACCACCCUGAACGACCCGGGCGCGGCCGCCGCGCAGGUGACGGCGGUGGCGGGCUGCUUCCUGCCGUGGCAGUGGGCGCGCUGGGAGCGGGAGCACUCGCUGUGCGUGAGGGUGCCGCCCGCGGCCGCCUGGUGCUCGCCCUUCCGGAUCGACUCCCCUCGCACCCUGCACGCCGCUUGCAGGGAGCCGGACGGUUCGUACCAGCUAGUGCGGGUGGAGGUGGUGCUGCAGGGCGCGACGCUGUUCGUGGUGCUCACGGACGCGGAGUGUGCGCCGCCCCCGCUGCGCAUCGACAACUACUCGCCUGUCUCCAUCAUAUACCACCAGGUGGGGUGCGCGGAGGAGAGCGCGGUGCGUGCGCACGGGCGCGAGGUGUGCGCGCUGCCGGCGGCGGAGGGCGCGCGCGUGCUGGCGCUGCGGGCGCCGGGCGGGCCGCCCCGACACCUGCCGCUGGACGUGCUGCCGGCCACGCACACGCUGCUCUAUCAGAACUUCAUCUACGUCGUCUUCCAGGCGACCGCCAGAGACUCCAACCCAUCUAAUACCGGGAAGCAGGCUCCGCCGGCCGACGCCGAUGACAACGUGCUGGUGCUGGAAGUUCCACUCGGCUCCACACGAGUUCAGCUUGGAAGAAAACGAUAUGGGGACAGGUCACAGCUGUGGAGACGCGGACCCAACGACCAGCUGAUCCACGAGGGCAGCUCCCCUCCCCAGCCCACCGACUCUCAGCUCUCAGAAGAUGCGCCACUCUCGCCUCACGCUAUGGUGCUGGACAUCGAGGACGCGGCUCCGCGGCCGGGGCGCGCGGCGGCGCUGGUGCUGCGGCGGGCGGACGCGCGGCGGGCCAGCACGCAGGCGUGGCAGCUGCGUGCGGCGCGUCUGUGCUGUGCGCACCGCAACCUGUGCGUGCAGCCCGACCCGCCCUCGCUCAUGGGGCUCGCGCCAGGCAGUCGCGUGGUGCUGGGGAUGGCGGGGGCGAGCGUGCGGCCGGAGCAGCAGGUCAGCUGGCACACCCUGCGGCCCGGCAGCGGCAAGCUGCUCCUCACGCUGCAGGCCGACGGACCCACGCGACUCAUACAGAUACGCGACCAACAGGCGCCCGACUCGGGCUGGGUGGAGGGCGACGGAGAGCGCGGCGGGGGCGGCGGGGGCCGCGAGUGGGAGGUGUGGGUGUCGGCGGGGGGCGUGUCGGUGUCGCUGGUGGGGGGCGGCGAGGAGCUGGUGGCGGCGCACGCGGUGUCGCUGCGGGCGCGGGCCUGCCUCACGCCCUCCGCCGCCAGCCUGGCGCUCACCCUGCAGGACAUGCAGUGGGACAACCAGUUACUGGGCACCCCAAGCCCUGUGCUGCUGUACUGCCUCCCGGACCGCAGCGGCGCCAACGCCCCAGCCCUCCAUGCGUCGGUGGAACUCCAGCGAUCUCCCUCCGACAAAUACAACGCGUACUUCUUCAGGCACUUGGUUGUCGCGCUCAAACCUCUGGCGGUCAGAUUGGAGGAAAGGUUGAUCCUGGUGCUGUGGUCGUGGUGGCGCGAGGAGGACGAGGACAGCGCGCAGGAGCAGGUGGACGAGGCGGACUACGAGACGCGCCGCAUGCUGCACAGCCUCACCGCGCUCUCCGCCACCAGAUACUACUUCGGCCUACUCAAGAUUAUACCCAGCCAGAUCCGGCUGUCGAUGUGCACGGCGAACAAGCUGGACAGUUCGCUGGGCUCGCUGAAGCGGCGGCUGGGCCUCACCCUCAUCAAGUUCGAGGACGCGGCCGUGGAGCUGGAGCCCUUCGAACGAGUGCACGUGUUCGAAACCGCGUCCUACCUCGGCAGGCAAAUGCUGGCUCAUUUUAAAGACGAAUUAAAAUGGCAAGCCGCCAAGAUAUUAGGGUCUGUGGACUUCUUGGGCAACCCCCUGGGCUUCGUGGCGGACGUGUCGGAGGGCGUGACGGGCCUGCUGCUGGAGGGGAACGUGGGCGCCCUCCUCAAGAACGUCACGCACGGGAUCUCAAACUCCGCCGCCAAAGUGUCGGAAUCCCUGGGCGACGGGCUGGAGCGCGUGGUGUGGGACGAGGCGCACGAGGAGACGCGGCGCCGGAUCCGCAGUGCUGCCCAUGGACAUCACCUCGCCGCCGGACUCAGGGGACUCGGGCUCGGCAUACUCGGGGGUAUGACGUCACUGGUGAAACACAGCUACGAAGGCGCGACGCAGGAGGGGCUGGGAGGGUUCCUGACGGGGGUGGGGAAGGGGCUGGUGGGGACCGUCACCAAGCCUGUCAUCGGCGUCCUCGACCUCGCUGCUGAGACGGCUUCGGCACUCAGGGACACCAGUCGAAGGUCGGACAAGUGGGUGCCGGCGCGGGUGCGCGGGCCGCGGUGCGCGUGGGGCGCGGGCUCCGCCCUGCCGCGCUACUGCGGGGCGCAGGCCCACGGCGCGGCGCUGCUGUACGCGCUCAACAACAACGACUACUCCGAGCGCUUCCUGGCCUACCGCAUCGUCCGGGACACGCCGCACGACAUCCGCGCGCUGCUCUCGGACUCCUACCUGCGCAUCUUCACCUGCAAGCACUCUGCGCCGCAGGUCGUCAUGGAGACGCACCUCAGCAACCUGGUGUCGUGCGCGGUGGUGGAGGCCGGCGGCGCGCAGCUGGUGGAGCUGGGCGUGCGCGGCGGCGAGGCGGGCGUGCGGCGGCCGCGCGUGCAGUGCGACUCGGCGGCGCUGGCGCGCUGGCUGCGCACGCACGCGCUGUACGCCGCGCAGCUCUACCACGAGCGGGCGCACACGCUGCUGCCGCCCGAGCCCGCACUCUGCGCGCCCGGGAACCAUUAAACGACUACAUCAUAACAUUAAAUGACAUUUCGACUAAUAUUUAUAUUUAAUUUAGUGAAAAUACAUUACCUGUAGCUCCGAGGACCAAAUAUUAUUUAUCUUAGGCAAUCGUUAAUUCGUAAUAUAUUCGUAAUAAUAAUAAUAUAUUUGACCUGUUUAAUUGUAACUAAAUAUUUGUACAUUUAACUUUUUUCAUUAUCUAACUUCUAUAAAGAGCUCAUCCUGAAAACCGCGACUGGCGAUUUCAUUCACAAAAUGCUACUGAAGAACAAUUGCAUUACGUUAAGUCAAGUCGCUGAAUUAAUGUAUUUCCUAUUCCUAAGUACAUACUAGGAUGCGUCCCCCGCCCCCCGCUGCCCCCGCCCCCGCGGCGCGGCGAACCCGCGAGUUGAUCUGAGCUGAACUGUCCCAGCUUCAACACGACGUGCAAAAGUAGAGGCAGCUGCCGCGCCCCCCUACUCCCCUAUGACUCAGCGAAAUGUUUUCCCAGAUCACAAUAGUAUGUACAUUUAUCUUCAGUCAAUCUGUGGUUGAUCACUCAAAGAACUGUAAUUGCUAGAUUAAUUGUAUUCAUAUAUGAACAUUAGUCUGUGAUACAAAGAAAUUUUGCAAGAUAGGUAUAAUAUUAGAAAAAAUAAUAUAUUUUGUGUAAUUUAAAACUCAAUGUAAUAUUGAAUGGUACAUCGGGGCAAUAGCAGUCCUGGGCGCGUACGGACCCGGAGUUCCGCGGCCGGUGCGCUCGCGGACAUCAGCAUCAUUGUUAGAAUACAGUUGACCAAGUCGUAAAAGAAAGCUACUGUACGUGUCUCAACCCCGCAGCGCCCCACGCCUGCCACAGCUCUGCCCCAUACGGGCGGUCGAUCUAGAUUAAAAACUAAAAGCUUAUAUUUCAAGUUUAAUCCGUCUAAAUCACCUUAUCAAAAUACAGAUUAUAUUUAACUAUCUGUAUAAAUCUUUCCCUCAGCCCAGCCUUUCUAGACCCGUCUUGUUAAUUAUGUCUGUUGCCAAAUGUUUCACAAUCGUGGGCCUAAGUUGUACUCAGUUCAUUACGCAGUGAAAUCAAAGACACCCCUGCAAUGUGUGUAAAAGUAUAUCAAUGUAUGUUAGUCUGCGGAUGCUGGUAAUUUAUUGAUGUCUGAAGUUCGUUGCGAGAGUUUGAAUUAAUUUUGUAACUUGUGAUUUGAAGCAAUAAAAUUAUGGAAAACUUUA
This is a messenger RNA of Bombyx mori (domestic silkworm), 13758 nucleotides long. RefSeq names its product intermembrane lipid transfer protein VPS13D (gene Vps13D). The transcript has 72 exons. Gene Ontology annotation, cellular component: extrinsic component of membrane. Gene Ontology annotation, biological process: mitochondrion organization; protein targeting to vacuole; protein retention in Golgi apparatus. NCBI's taxonomy places the organism in Eukaryota, Metazoa, Arthropoda, Insecta, Lepidoptera, Bombycidae. The coding region runs from base 226 to 12549 and encodes 4107 amino acids. The record is from RefSeq and is a predicted model, not a curated record.